Nyctereutes procyonoides (raccoon dog) is the source of this 1443-nucleotide messenger RNA. Its product is annotated as splicing factor 45-like. Gene Ontology annotation, cellular component: precatalytic spliceosome. Bases 86 to 1291 code for a protein of 401 amino acids. NCBI's taxonomy places the organism in Eukaryota, Metazoa, Chordata, Mammalia, Carnivora, Canidae. The transcript has a single exon. Gene Ontology annotation, biological process: alternative mRNA splicing, via spliceosome; mRNA cis splicing, via spliceosome. Gene Ontology annotation, molecular function: RNA binding. The record is from RefSeq and is a predicted model, not a curated record.
GGUGCUGCGGUCGCGGGCUUCCGUCUCCGCGGCGCCGCGGCCCAUGGGGAGAGUCGGCCGGGCGGGCCGGCAUUAAACUUGAAAGAUGUCCCUGUACGAUGACCUGGGAGUGGAGACCAGUGAUUCAAAAACAGAAGGCUGGUCCAAAAACUUUAAACUUCUGCAGUCUCAGCUUCAGGUCAAGAAGGCAGCUCUCACACAAGCAAAGAGCCAGAGAACGAAACAGAGUACGGUACUUGCCCCAGUAAUCGACCUAAAGCGAGGUGGCUCUUCAGACGACCGGCAGAUCGUGGACACCCCCCCGCACGUGGCGGCCGGCCUGAAGGAUCCUGUUCCCAGUGGAUUUUCUGCAGGAGAAGUUUUGAUUCCUUUAGCUGAUGAAUAUGAUCCCAUGUUUCCUAACGAUUAUGAGAAAGUAGUGAAACGCCAAAGAGAGGAACGACAGAGACAGCGGGAGCUGGAAAGACAGAAAGAAGUAGAAGAGAGAGAAAAGAGGCGUAAAGACAGACAUGAAGCUAGUGGGUUUUCGAGGCGACCAGAUCCAGAUUCUGAUGAAGAUGAGGAUUAUGAGCGGGAGAGGCGGAAAAGAAGCAUGGGCGGAGCUGCCAUCGCACCACCCACUUCUCUUGUAGAGAAAGACAAAGAGUUACCCCGAGAUUUCCCUUACGAAGAGGAUUCCAGACCUCGCUCUCAGUCUUCCAAAGCUGCUAUCCCUCCUCCAGUAUACGAGGAACAAGACAGACCCAGAUCUCCAACUGGACCUGGCAACUCCUUCCUUGCCAACAUGGGUGGCACAGUAGCACAUAAAAUCAUGCAGAAGUACGGCUUCCGGGAAGGCCAGGGUCUUGGGAAGCACGAACAAGGGCUGAGCACAGCACUGUCAGUGGAGAAGACAAGCAAGCGAGGAGGCAAGAUCAUUGUGGGUGAUGCCACAGAGAAAGAUGCAUCCAAGAAGUCAGAUUCAAAUCCAUUAACUGAAAUACUUAAGUGUCCUACCAAAGUGGUCCUCCUAAGGAACAUGGUUGGUGCAGGAGAGGUAGAUGAAGACUUGGAAGCAGAAACCAAGGAAGAGUGUGAAAAAUACGGCAAAGUUGGAAAAUGUGUGAUAUUUGAAAUUCCUGGUGCCCCUGAUGAUGAAACAGUACGAAUAUUUUUAGAGUUUGAGAGAGUUGAGUCAGCAAUUAAAGCUGUUGUUGAUCUGAAUGGGAGGUAUUUUGGUGGACGGGUGGUAAAAGCAUGUUUCUACAAUUUGGAUAAGUUCAGGGUCUUGGAUUUGGCUGAACAAGUCUGAUUUUAAGAACUAGAGCACGAGUCAUCUCCGAUGAUCCUUAAAUGAGCUGCAGGCUGAGCAGAGAAGGAAAAGGCCUCAGCCAGCCUGUGUGGCUGCUGCGUACAGAGACUCUUGGAAGGACUUCUAAGAUAUAUGUUGAUUGAUCCCUUUUU